CCAACACCGCCCCGUCUGCCGGGUAGUCUCUCCUCUGACGCCCACCCCACUAGCCGGGCCCCACCCGCUACGCCGCGCGGUUCGGUUCGUCCUCACCAACUCCUCCUCCUUCACUGACGGAUGGGCCACUCGCCGUCGCGGCCCAAUGCCUGCGCCGGCGCCGGCGACCCGCUGCCGUCCCGCUUCGCGCGCUUCCGCCGCCGGCUCCGCCUGCACCGCCGCCGCCGCAGCGGCGGCGACGACUCCGCCAAGGCCAUCGCCGAGGACGAGUUCGCCGGCAUCGCGCGCAUCCGGAUAGUCAAGGCGGAUAUGCGGUUCAAGGACAAGUUCUUCGCCUGCCUUUCGCUAGGGGAGCGCACCUACCGCACCGAGACGUCCGACAAUACGUACAGGCCUGUAUGGGACUCGGAAAAGAAAAUUAUAGUCGAGACAAAAGGGCCUCAUAUUGCACGCAUCUCUGUUUUUGAGACUAACCGGUUCUCCAAGAAUACUUUGGUUGGUUACUGCGAAGUUGAUCUCCUUGAAAUUCUUACUAAGGACUUGGACGAACACUCUGAGGAGCUUCCUCUGUUGGACCCAUCAUCACCCAAUACUACCGUGGGUAGCAUAACCAUCUCAUGUUACAUCGAAGAUCCUGUUGAAACAGAACAAAGCUUUGCCCGUCGUGUGUUAGCUAUAGUGGAUUACAAUGAAGAUGGAACGCUUUCGUUAUCUGAAUUCUCAGACUUGAUCAAAGCUUUUGGCAAUAACUUUGCAGUUGCAAAGAUUGAAGAGCUUUUCCGUCAAGCGGAUAAAAAUGGUGAUGGCAUAGUUGAUAUAGAUGAACUGGCAGCCUUACUGGCCGAUCAACAAGAGAAAGAACCACUUAUAAGUAACUGCCCUGUAUGUGGUGAAGAUCUUGGAAAAUAUGAUAAAAUAAAUGAUAUGAUACAUAUGACACUUUGCUUCGAUGAGGGAACUGGUAAUCAGAUAAUGACUGGUGGAUUUCUAACUGAUAAGCAGGCUUCUUAUGGGUGGAUGUUCAAGCUCAGUGAAUGGGCACAUUUUUCUACGUAUGAUGUUGGUUUGCACUCCGGCUCUACAGCUUCCCAUAUCCUGGUUUUCGACCGGCGAACAAAGAGGAUAGUUGAAGAAGUUAUUGAUGGAAAAAUUGUGUUGUCCAUGAGGGCUUUAUACCAAUCAAAAGUAGGGCUCACUCUCAUCAAUACAGGUGUUAAAGACCUCUUGAAGAACCUAUCUGAGAAGCAAGGGAAAAAGAUGAACUCACCGGAAUCUGCAAAAGAUAUUCCCAAGUUCCUUGAGUCAUUUAAGGAUCAAAUUAACAUGGACGAGGUCAAGGAUCCUAUUGAAAGUUUUAAGACUUUUAAUGAAUUUUUCAUAAGAGGACUGAAACCUGGUGCCAGACCAAUUGCAUAUUGUGAUCAAGAUGGUAUCGCCACCUGUGCUGCUGAUAGCCGUUUAAUGGCUUUCAGUUCUGUUGAUGAGAGCACAAGACUUUGGAUCAAGGGCCGCAAAUUUUCAAUUGAGGGUCUCCUAGGGACCAGUGCCCACUCGAAUGCUUUAAGCAAUGGAUCGUUGGUCAUUUUCCGGCUUGCACCUCAGGAUUACCAUAGGUUUCAUGUACCAGUCUCAGGAACCGUGGAGAAAUUUGUGGAAAUUCCUGGAUGCCUGUACACGGUCAAUCCCAUUGCUGUGAAUAGCAAGUAUUGCAAUGUAUUCACAGAAAAUAAGAGAGUUAUCUCAAUAAUAUCAACUUCAGAGUUUGGAAAGGUAGCGUUUGUCGCGAUUGGAGCAACCAUGGUAGGAAGCAUCACUUUCUUGAAAAAGGAGGGUGAUUACGUCCAGAAAGGAGAUGAGUUUGGGUAUUUCUCCUUUGGAGGGAGCACAGUGAUAUGCGUCUUUGAGAAGGAUGCGAUCCAGUUCGAUGCUGAUCUUGUUGCCAACAGCGAAAGGUCACUGGAAACCCUUGUUUCUGUUGGCAUGACUCUGGGCGUUUCCACAAGGAACAAGGGGCUGCAAGUGCCCGAGCUGCAGAAAUGUUCGCUUGAUUGACAGAGAGGUGCGACAUGGUACAGAGCUGUAAGUUAAUCGCAAAUGGGUUAAUAGUAGGGUGUAUUUAGCUAGCAGCUGCCAUUUGAUUUGACAAUUAGCAAGGAAGAACUAGCGUCAUAUAUUCAUUUGAACUACGUUCUUUAUGGUGCUCAAGUACACAGUUUUUUUUACUCUCUCCAAAGAAAAAGUAAACAAGCUUUGAAAA
Molecule: messenger RNA, 2257 nt
Organism: Setaria italica (foxtail millet)
Lineage: Eukaryota; Viridiplantae; Streptophyta; Magnoliopsida; Poales; Poaceae
Product: phosphatidylserine decarboxylase proenzyme 2
Exons: 21
Coding region: 121-2052 (643 amino acids)
Biological process (GO): phospholipid biosynthetic process
Molecular function (GO): calcium ion binding; phosphatidylserine decarboxylase activity
Source: RefSeq, a predicted model, not a curated record